AUGCCUCAGACAAGAGGAAGUAUCAUUCCUUCAAAUGCCGGAACUGCAGAUGGAGUAAAAUUCUCCGCAUGCUGGGUGCUUGUGUUGGAUCUCCAGCGAUUGAAUCAAAAUACCGCCGUCAAUGUCGACAAGCCGUUUAGUGAGUUCGGCAAGGCUACCACCGAGUCUCCCGUUGAGGAGAGAGCCGAUCGCGAUGAUGGGAUCGGCGAAAAGGCGACAAUCGAGAGGAGCGCGAGUAGCGGGUGA
Molecule: messenger RNA, 246 nt
Organism: Parastagonospora nodorum SN15
Lineage: Eukaryota; Fungi; Ascomycota; Dothideomycetes; Pleosporales; Phaeosphaeriaceae
Exons: 2
Coding region: 1-246 (81 amino acids)
Source: RefSeq, a predicted model, not a curated record